Melampsora larici-populina 98AG31 is the source of this 414-nucleotide messenger RNA. RefSeq lists its product as uncharacterized. NCBI's taxonomy places the organism in Eukaryota, Fungi, Basidiomycota, Pucciniomycetes, Pucciniales, Melampsoraceae. The record is from RefSeq and is a predicted model, not a curated record. Bases 1 to 414 code for a protein of 137 amino acids. The transcript has a single exon.
AUGAAUUCAAAAGUCAGCCUCAAGGCCCUGGUCCUACUAACAUUCAUCCUAGGUGUACAGUGUGGUAUCACUCCUUGCCGUCAUGGUUGUAAUAAUAUGGAGGUAACGCCAGAAAGGGAAUAUCAGUGCGGAAAGAUUUGGCGGUGUGAACAUAAUAGGGGUCACACAAAAUGUACCAAGAAAUAUAAGGUUGUCUCUGCGCGGUGUAGGACAUGUGGAAAUGAGGAAGAUCCUGAUGCCUGUCCAUGGACAACAAAGGAACAUGACCAUAUGACGGCAUGCAGACCUACUUGUCCUAAAUUUCAGGACUCAUUAUUUAACCCACUGAUCACGGGUGACCCAGGUACAUCAGCAUCAAGAAAGAAGAAAGAAGAAGCUUACAACAAAAUUUCUGCAUCCAUCCCGGAUAAUUGA